This is a messenger RNA of Heterotrigona itama, 1503 nucleotides long. Lineage: Eukaryota; Metazoa; Arthropoda; Insecta; Hymenoptera; Apidae. The record is from the annotation of a GenBank genome assembly.
AUGGGUAAUCAAGCGACACGUGCUGGCCAUGUAUCCGCGAAGAAGGCUGACGCUGUCACGCACACCGGCGACAGUGCAAAUAGCGUGAACAACCUCUCGAAGAGUUCCUCGGGGACCGAGUUGGAGAGCAACAUGCACAUGCAGUUCCUUCCGAUUGAAAGUCUGGCAAAGAUUUUAUCUCAUCUAACUAAUGAUGAGGAACGUAUAAAUGGAAUUACAGCAUCUGUGUUUCAACGCUACCUAUUCCCUAAUUACCCAGAGUUAGGUGAAAAAUUAUUCAAUCAUCUUCACCAUGCUGCCAAUGUUAGUACUUCAUAUCUGAGUGCCAAUUGUUUCAAACAACAAGCAGAAAAGUUCCUCUCAGUGAUGAAUGAUCAAGCGGUAUUGGAGAAUUACGUGAAGAUGUACUCAGAUAUAAAAGGAGAUGGAAAUAUAAAUCCAGAUGGAUUAAAAGCCUUAUUGAACAUUUCUUACAACAUUUUUAUGAAUAACAGCGGACUUUCUUCUUGUAUCUAUAAAGGUCAAAUAAUUGAUUCAGCUGUCUCGUCAUGUGUCAAUAAUGUAAAAUCUAUAUUACAGUUUCAUGGCAAAAAUGCUUUGUCUGUGAGUUAUGUGAGCAAUUGGAUUUGGCAGAAUUGUGCACGUGUAAUAUAUGGGCCUCAUCGUUAUAUAAUACACGUGCUAACAACUGCUUACAGAAAUGGUAACGCUCUCUUAUCUAAAGAACAGCCACAACCACAUCUGUUGAUACCAACACCUAUAUUGGAACAACCGGACUCCCCAUGUUUUCCUCAAGUUUUGUUACCAAUGAGCUAUGUGUGGUUAUUAUCGAGUACGUUACCCGAAUGUUAUCUUCAGGCAGAUAAUUCACCAAAAGAUAUUACUCAUGCACUCAUAGCUAAAAGAAUGGGCAAUGUGUGCCCUAGACAUUGGACAUUAUUGUAUAACAGUUCAGAACAUGGCACAGGAGCUAAUCGCUUUCUUCACCAUGUAUUAGGAUACCGAGGUCCCACUCUGUUAUUUAUACGGACUGUUAGUGCAAACGAAGAUACCUCACGUCCUAUAUAUUGUAUAUGUUCAGCGAUAGAAUGGCGUGAAAGUCAUUUAUAUUGGGGUGAUGAAGACACUUUGGGUAUUGAACUGUUUCCUUCGUACAGGAUUAUUGAAAAGGGAGCUAAAGUAUUAUAUUUGAAUACUAAUAUCAGAGGUUAUCCUCAUGGAUUACGCUUUGGAAGUAAUCCCCGCUCCCCAUAUAUUAAUAUAGAUGAAUCAUUCCAUUCAGUCAGUAUUGCAGGUGCACCUUAUCCAAUUUCUACCUUAGAAGUUUGGGGUUGUGGCGAUGCAAAAUUAAGGGAACGUCAAUUGGAAAUUAAAAAGUGGCAAGUGAAGGAAGCAGAAAAACAAAGAAUCGUUAAGUUAAGCGCUAGCGAUUGGCAAGAUCAUCCAGAUCGUUACUUACUUGAAUUAGCGGGUAGGGCAUCCUACAACGAAUCAAAUAAAUAG